GCGACUUCCUGUUGAGUGAGUAAGGGGAACUGGGCCAGCCCUCACAUGUUACUGGCUGCUGUCUCUACCAGGACCGUCAGAGCAGAACCAGGGAGGAGAAAAGCCAACAGAACCAGGUCCGGUCCGUCUGAGCUGGGCUGCUAACCCGUUCUGACCCGAGUCCUUCACAGCUGUGGCAAUACGUGUGGAUCAGAGGGAACGGCUGGACUCAGAGCGGUCCUCACAGAGACACACACACACAGUCACAUCUGGAGAACAUCAGCAGAGUGGGCGGUUCUGGUCCCGGGCGGGUUGGCUGGAUCGGAUCAGACUGCUGCCAGUUCUCACACUGAAUCAGCUGCUUCCCCGUCGGGUUCUGGUGGUUUCUGGGACCGGUUCUGGUCCGGUAGCUCUCAGGGGAGGAGGGGUCUGCAGCAGAACCAUGAAGCGUCUCGUUGGGACUCUGCUGUUGGUGUCCGUCCUGCCGUCCCUCUGCAGCGUCUCUCUGCCUCCGGACACCGAGUGCGGCAUGUCCUACCGUCUACGAGCCUUCCGGGUGACCACCAGGUGUAACCUGACCACCCUAAAGGAGAAGCAGGUGAAGGAGAUCCAGGGUUUGACCACCAACCUGCUGCUGCCGAUCAUCUACCUGUUGACCUUCUGCAUCGGUCUGCCCACCAACCUGUUGGCUCUCUGGAUUCUCGUGUUCCGGACCAAACGUCGGCCGUCGACUGCGCUGCUCAUUAACCUCACUGUGAUAGACUGCUUGCUGUUCCUGGUUCUGCCGUUUCGGAUCGUCUACCACUUCCGGGGGAACCACUGGGAGCUGGGGGAGCCUCUCUGCCGGAUCGUCAUGGCGAUGCUUUACGGGAACAUGUACAGUUCGGUCUGGUCCCUGGCCUUCGUGGCUGUGGACCGGUACGUGGCUGUGGUUCACCCAUUUGGCGCGAAGAGAUUGCGCAGCCGGCGGUGGUCUCUGGGCCUGACGGCCGCGGUGUGGAUGGUGAUGCUGGCCGCCAUGUUGCCUUUGCUGCUGUCCCGGCAGACUUACCCUCUGGACGACCCCAACAUCACCACCUGCCACGACGCGCUGCCCGAGAGCGUGCAGGAGAACUACUUCCUGCCGUACUUCGCCACGCUGUUCACCACCUGCUUCCUGGUGCCCUUCAUCGUCGUGAUGUUCUGCCAUGGCGCCGUACUGCGCACCCUGCUGGCUGAAGGCAGGAAGUACUGUCACGCCAUCGAGGUGACGCUUCUGAUGAUACUGAUGUUCGUGGCGUUCCUGCUGCCCUGUAACGUCCUCCUGAUCCUGACCUACAGCGACAGCUGGCCGGACGGUGAGGACCUGUACGUCCACUACAUGACCAGCCUGGCCUUCAGCACCUUCAACAGCUGCUUCCACCCCUUCGUCUUCUACUUUGUCUCCAGAGAUUGCAGAGAAAGAACCAGGAAUGCUCUGUGCUGCAUCCCUGACAUGGAGGACAAACCGUCCUCUCGGGGGACACGCACCUCCUCGUCAGCGGGACAGAGGUCAAAGGUCACUCUGCUGACCAUGACAAGUUACAAGGGACGCCUGACCCAGCAGCCAGAGGUCAACAUGAUGACAUGACGGUCAGCUGAUGCCGGACCGCUGGGCCUCCAGAUUCUCCUUCAAGUAAAAGAAAUAUCGAUAUGAAAAGGCAAAAGAAACAAAGAACAAAAAAAAUCUGCCAUUUAUCUCAGAAAAAAAUAAUAAUUAAUUUUUAGUCCCCCCCCCCCAUUAUUACAACAAUGGUUCAGUCCAAAGUGUGGGAGGAGCAACAGCUGAAUGGUACCGGCUCCGUUAGAGCCGCUGGAGGGAGGAGCUAGCUGUUAGCUGCUAGCUAGCUGUUAGCUGCUAGCUGUGGCUCUGCAGCACAAAUAAAAACCCUCCAGUCAGUAAAUACUUCAAGCAAAAGACAUAUAAACAUUUUAUUUACUUUCACUGCUCAAUAAGAAGAAACUCAUGAACAAUAAAAAUCAUUCUGCAGUUUGUUAUUUCAUUACUUUGACUGAAUCAUCAUAAGCUGCCUUAUUAGCAAAACUGCUACACUGCUUUCAUAGAUUUAACCUUUGACCUUUUUUGUCAAAGGCAGCAAACAUCUCAUUCAUAUUUAGCUCUUUAACUUUUAGUUAAUCAGAAGAGUUUGAAACUGGAGGAGGGUCUGAGGAAGUGAAGCAGCUCAGAGUUGGAGCCCAGAACAGAUAGAAAAAACUAAAGUUAUGUUUUUAUUUCUCACUGUCUUCAAUGUAGAGCCUUUAAAACCACAAAAUAAAAUCAAAAUAUUUUUCUAUAUAAACCCUGGUGCUUUAAAUGUUACGUUUAAAUUAUGAUAUUCCCCAGAUAUUCAUUUCUAUCUAAUUAUCAGUUCUCAGCCAUCCAGGACAUGACAAACUAAAAAAACGCUUAUAAAUAAAGCAACUUAACAAAUUUAAAUAGCCCAUAACUUGUAUUGAGAACCAUUCAAUAAAUCAAUGUUUAUGAUGAACUUUAUUAAGAGCAGUUAAUCAUUAAAGCUUUUUUAUUUAGAGCCUUAAAUGUUUGUAAAGGUGUAGCAGAAAUUAGAUCAGACUGAA
Messenger RNA from Xiphophorus maculatus (southern platyfish), 2574 nucleotides. RefSeq names its product proteinase-activated receptor 4-like. Lineage: Eukaryota; Metazoa; Chordata; Actinopteri; Cyprinodontiformes; Poeciliidae. The record is from RefSeq and is a predicted model, not a curated record. Gene Ontology annotation, biological process: blood coagulation; phospholipase C-activating G protein-coupled receptor signaling pathway; positive regulation of Rho protein signal transduction. Gene Ontology annotation, cellular component: membrane. Gene Ontology annotation, molecular function: thrombin-activated receptor activity.